Messenger RNA from Salarias fasciatus (jewelled blenny), 4698 nucleotides. RefSeq names its product FYVE, RhoGEF and PH domain-containing protein 6-like. The transcript is spliced from 21 exons. Lineage: Eukaryota; Metazoa; Chordata; Actinopteri; Blenniiformes; Blenniidae. Bases 194 to 3859 code for a protein of 1221 amino acids. Gene Ontology annotation, molecular function: guanyl-nucleotide exchange factor activity; metal ion binding. The record is from RefSeq and is a predicted model, not a curated record. Gene Ontology annotation, cellular component: cytoplasm.
UGUCAGGAGCAACGGAUUUAUGUGUGCGUCCUCUGGACAGAUAGGAGCUGGCCGCGGGGGAUGGAUGUGUGUGUUUUAUCCCUGACGAGGUUUACACGGUGACAAUGGUGUCGAAGGAGGAAAAAACGCAACUUUUCAGGCAUUUCCAUUGAAAGUAAAUUUAACUCAUGGAGAAAGGAGCAAGUCUGGAGUCAUGAGCGCAGGUGUGAAGAAGCCUCCGUUAGCUCCCAAACCUAAACUCCCCUCCAGCAGCAGGCCGUCCCCCCCGCCCAUCGCCCCCAAGCCCGGCCUCCCGCCCCAGACCGCCGCCGCCGCCGCUCAGCCGUCCCCCGCCACGCUCAAGCGGGAGAAACCGGCUGUCGCUCCCAAACCCAGCAUCCCCAAGUCCUCCUCCGCCCCGGUUCUCCCGGUUUCACCCCCUCCACCCAGACCCCCCCAGCCCGAGGAGCAGCAGGAGGCGUCGGACGACGGCGUCUCGCUUCUCAACUCCACCAAUGGGAUUCUGUCGGAGGCCGGCGGGCCAGACGCGGAUUACUUUAUUCCCACCUGCUCCUGCGUCGGGGAUGGACGCUGCCAGCCGCUGGAAAAUGGGAACGCGGGGGAGAAUGGCGUGCACGUGGGCGAGAGUGGCGUGCACGAGGAGCCGGAGCAGAACGGAGCACUGGCGGAAGGAAGAGGAGAACCGCGGGAGGAGUCGGGAGCUGUAGAUCAGGGCGAGAGCGCACGGAUCAGCAAGAAGCCCCGAGACAAACCCCAAAGACAGAGACACCUGGAGAGAGCGGCGGCGAACCCGGAGGCUCAGAGGACCGAGGAGCGACCGGAGAACGCCUCAGAACCGGACGGACGCCAGGAAUGUUCUGCCGAGCAGCCUGCCGCUCCUGAAUCGACGGUCCGGUUUCCAGACCCGACGGCACGUCUCCCAGCCACGGAUGUUGCAGGCAGCAUCAUCGUCUUUUCCAGCACCGCCCUCGACCAGGAGGUCGCCGCCGCCGGCCGGCUCCACCCCGACCUGCAGGUCCCCGCCGCCCCCUGCAAGCCCCUCCCGGUGCCUCAGCCCCGGAGGCUGAAGAAGCCGGCACUGGUGAGGCAGGACGGGGUGGAGGCCACGGCGGAGGCUUGCGAGAAGCCGUCACCUCCAGGAGACUCAGAUCCAGGAGACAUUCCCGUCCCGCCUCCCCGGCAGACCUCCCUCUCUCCUCGCCUGCACAGAACUGCCCCCCCUCUCAGCAAGAGCUCCUCCCACUCUGACCUGCUCGGCAAGGAGGGCGAGGAGGAGCGGGUGGAGGAGCGGCAGGCGGAGGAGGACGAGGACGGCGGCUACGGCGACUUCAAGCGCUACCCGAUCACACACAGCCUCCCCAAGCAGAUGAAGCUGGGCUGCCAGCCCCCGCCCAGGAAGGCCCUGUCCUCCGAGGACCAGCCGUCGCCCCGGGCGCCGCCCAGGAAGCCCCAGAGACACAGCCUGCCCGCCCCCCCGCCGCCCUCCGUCUGCCCGCCCGCCCCGCCGCACGCCAACACCCCCAUGCGGGCGCUGCCAGCGCCGCCCCAGGAGAAGAGCGCCUGGCGCUUCACGCGACCCUGCGUGACCUUCUUCAGCAGACAGGUGCCCACCAGGAGCAGCGUGCCCCCCAAGGGCCGGGCCCCCGCCCUGGGGGGCAAGCAGAGGGCGCAGUCCUUCUCCGCCGCCGACCUGGCCACCCGGGCCGGAGCGCAGAAGAGGAGCCUGUCCUUCCGGAAGCUUCUGGAGCUGCGGCUGUCGGUGAAGAUGCUGCCGAAGCUGCUGGCCAAGGGGGGGCAGUCCCUGGACUGUACCAGCGUGGAGUCCCACGGCGGGGGGAGGAGCCUGGAGCGGCCCAGCAGCUGCAUCGGGGAGGGCGACUUCUGCGUGGAGGGGGUGGACGGAUCGGUGGAGUACGAGAACGUGCCGCUGUACGAGGAGAUCCCGGAGUACAUGAACCUGCCGUUUCACGGUGGGAGGCCGGGAUGGACGCUCGACUCCCCGGACGCCGACAUUUACGAGGUGCAGGAUCCGUUCCAGCGCUGUGCCGACCACGAAUAUGAGAGCGGCUGGCUGAGCCAGGACGUCCACUCAGAGGAGGACGAGGAGAUCCACAGCUCCGACGACGAGGACAACAGUUCCACGUCCAGCAAGGAGCAGCUGGACGAGGCGGACCGGCAGCAGGAGGACGAGAUGAAGAGGAAGAAGGUGGUGCACAUCGCCCAGGAGAUCAUGAGCUCCGAGAAAGUGUUUGUGGACGUUCUGAAGCUCCUCCACAUAGACUUCCGGGAUGCGGUUGCCAAGGCGACGCGUCAGAACGGCAAGCCGGUGGUGGAGGAGCGGACGCUCAGUCAGAUCCUGUACUACCUGCCUCAACUGUACCAGCUGAACAGAGACCUGCUGAGAGAGCUGGAGGACCGAGUGGCUCACUGGAGCGACCACCAGCGGCUGUCGGACAUCUUCGUCCAGAAGGGCCCCUACCUGAAGAUGUACUCCACCUACAUCCGUCAGUUCGACAACAACGUGGCUCUGCUGGACGAGCAGUGCAGGAAGAACCCGGCGUUCGCCGCCGUGGUGCGAGAGUUCGAGAUGAGUCCAAGAUGUGCGAGUUUGGCUCUGAAACAUUACCUACUGAAACCCGUCCAGAGGAUCCCUCAGUACCAGCUGCUGCUCACAGAUUAUCUGAAGAACCUUCCAGAAGACUCGGAGGAUUAUAAAGACACUCAAGCGGCUCUCGGCAUCGUCAAGGAAGUGGCCAACCACGCCAACGACAUCAUGAAGCAGGGGGACAACUUCCAGAAGCUCAUGCAGAUCCAGUACAGCCUCAACGGACAGCAUGAGAUCGUUCAGCCUGGACGGGUGUUUCUGAAGGAGGGCACUCUGAUGAAACUGUCCCGGAAAGUCAUGCAGCCGCGGAUGUUUUUCCUGUUCAACGACGCCCUCAUGUACACCACCCCGGUCCAGUCCGCUCAGUAUAAACUCAACAGCGUCCUCUCUUUGGCGGGGAUGAAGGUGAGCAAGCCGAGCCAGGAGGCCUAUCAGAACGAGCUGAACAUCGAGAGCGUGGAGCGCUCCUUCAUCCUGUCCGCCAGCUCGGCCACAGAGCGAGACGAGUGGCUGGAGGCCAUCGCCAGGGCCAUCGACGACUACACCAAGAAGAAGAUCAGCUUCAUCUCCAGCCGCAGCCAGGAGGAGGCCUCCGACGGCGCCGUCGACAGCGGCGCCCCGCUGGGCUCCAAGGCUCCGAUCUGGAUCCCUGACCUGAGAGCCACCAUGUGCAUGAUCUGCACCUGCGAGUUCACCCUCACCUGGAGGAGGCACCACUGCCGAGCCUGCGGGAAGGUGGUGUGUCAGGCCUGCUCCACCAACAAGUACUACCUGGAGUACCUGAAGAACCAGCCGGCGCGAGUGUGUGAUCACUGCUUCGCCAAACUGCAGGAGAACAGCGACCGCUGCGCCUCCUCCUCCGUCUCCCCCAUCAAGUCUGGAGCCUUUUCCUUCACCAGGAAGCAGAAGAAGAUUCCCGCCGCGCUCAAAGAGGUGUCGGCCAACACGGAGAACUCGUCCAUGAGCGGCUACCUGAACCGCUCCAAGGGCAACAAGAAGCAGUGGAAGCGGCUGUGGUUCGUCAUCAAGAACAAAGUGCUGUACACCUACGCCGCCAGCGAGGACGUGGCGGCCCUGGAGAGCCAGCCCCUGCUGGGCUUCUUCCUGCGGGAGGAGAAGAACGGCCCGGCGCAGAAGCUGCAGUUCAAGCUCUACCACAAGAAUACACUGUUCUACAUCUUCAAGGCCGACGACAUCCCCACAGCUCAGAGGUGGAUCGAAGCCUUCCAGGAGGCCAUGAUUCUGGAGCAGUAGUCGCUCUUCUGAGCCGCCGAAGGGUCAAAGGUCAAGUCCAGAAGCGAGCGCAUGUGUGGAAGUGAGAGCGAGGAGUCUGGGAGGCAGUUUGAAGAAACACACACACCAUUCAGUUUUUUUUUUUUGGUCAACCACAGUUUAAUCUCCUGGAGCCGACUGGAAUCAACGGGUCGUUCUGUGAAUAUUAUGAACCUAAAUGACCUUUUUUUUUGUUUUUAAAUACAUGGACCAGAGCUGAGAGCUAAUAUUUAUAAGAGAGGAAGAUUUAUUGUUUGAAAAGCGCGGGCUGCCUCUUCGUUCUGGGAGUCAAAACUUUCCUUUCACGCCUUUUUUUAUCGUCUUCUUCUGAACCGAGUAAACACUGUGGACGAGGGAAUAUGAGCAUGAAUUUUCAGAGAGGUCAUUCCCUCUCAGACCUGUAAAGCAUCAGUUUUCCUUCCAGGGUACUUUGGACUUCCCAUCUGGACCAAACUGGUUCCAGGUCCCUCGUCCAGACCGUGGUCUGUCUUCAGUCCCAGACUUCUCCGUGAGAGGAUUCCGGAAGUUAAAUUCCGUCAGCUUUGAGAUCAGUGUGGUUUAAAGGUACAGUGUGGAAUGUUUUCGAAAGAAUUACUCGGAUUUUAAAAGUACAAACAUGCAGCGAUUUUAAUUCAAAACCCUGGGAAAUAAUUUAAAAAAUCGUAAAUAACAAACAGGUGGAUGUGGCUGCUGGGGUUAGCAUGCUAACUGGUUAGCCUUUCUAAAAAGUUACUAACAAAAAUCCAACUGGACUGAAGACAAACCGCAUCGACUCACUACUGCCGCCUAGUGCACACACAGGGAAUCACAUCAGGAUUUUA